AUGCCUACUCCACAUUUACUUCUCGAUCAAUUUCCAGUGGAAAUUAUUUUCAACGUAUUCUCUUAUUUAUCCGCCAGUGAUAUUCUCCGAUCAUUUCAUGAUUUCAGUCGAUAUCUAAGACAAUGCAUUCGAAGUUAUGACCAAUUCAAAGUCAACUUCAAAUCAAUAUUCAAGCGCGACUUUGAUUUCAUCUGGCGCGUUCUUCGUCCCGAUCAAAUUCUUACGUUGACAUUUUCGGACGAUGAAGAAACACCAGGUCAAAUCGAUUACUUCUUCACACUUUUCCCCGCCUUUGAUCAAACUUUUACUCGACUUGAACAUCUUCAGCUGCACAAUCCAGAUAAACUUCCACACUGGUCACAAUUGAAAUGUCUUCACACUCUCACAGUUGACUUCAAACGCUGGCCACGUUAUUCUUUCGACUAUGAACAAUUGAAACAAUUCGAAAACAAUCUCAUCAACACCUUUCGCAUACCCACUUUGCAAACGCUCACUGUAAACAAUGAACUAUUGAAUAUUGAUUGCAAUUUCCACGUUUUACCCGUGGCUGAACAACUUCAUCAAUUCAAAGUCCUCAUCCGAUCUAUCGAUCUUCUUCCGACUAUUUUCAAAUCCACACCAAAUAUCCAUCGACUUAACCUUAUCUUAAAGUCAAGAUCGAUUGAAAAUGAUUGCAUGUCGCACUUCGACGCGCCUCAAUCAUUAACUCACUUGACCGUUCGAGUAGCAUAUGGUCUAUGUGAGGAAAUCAAAAAAAUUAUCGAAGCAUGCAAAAGCUUAACUCACUUGAAUAUUCAUGUUGAACGAUAUCAGAAAGAUAUUGACCAAUGGAUGGAUGGUAAUUGGUGGGUGAGAAUGAUCGGAGAGAAAUUAUGCAAAUUGAAAGUGUUUUCCUUGAAAAUCGAUGUUCCUGAUUGGUUUGAUAAAAUACUUCUGCAACAACGCCUUGAAAGUUUUCAAACAGAAUUUUGGGCAAAUCUUUCCUCGUUCACUAUUGACAUUAAACCAUAUGAUGAAACGACAACUAUUUCAAAACAGCGGAUUGUAUCAAUCCAUUUGCCAAUGACCGAAAUGUCGAAUAAAGCAUUACCUGACUUUCCCAAUGUGGAAACAAUACGAUUAGAAAAUAAGGAUGAUCUUUCAAGACAUCACAUUGUGUCAGACAUCGUGGAACUCAAACAAAGCAUGAAUGACUUAUCUCGAUUAAAGCAUCUACAAUUGGACAAGCUAUGUUCAAUAACACCAUCUGUACUGAAUGAACUCUUGAGUAUUGCCCCACAACUGACGCGUUUAACAAUUUCAUCUGCGAAAGACGAUGUAAAUCAACUAAUUCAAUCAACUUAUCCACAAAUCCGUUGGCUAGAUAUGAAACAGGAAUACGUAUUCAGCAAAUUCCGAGCUAAAUUUUGCUCUGCUUUUCCUAAUCUUGAACAUCUAUACAACUGCCGUGUGUAUACCGAAGAGGAUUUAGCAAUGCUAGUUGAAAAUUUCAAACACCUUCAAAGUAUUACUGUUCACAACGUCACGUAUUAUUACGAUAGCGAUGAAGAGUUUGAGCAAUGGCUGACAAAACAUACUGCUCUCAGAGACUUUACAUUCAAAUUGAUUCAUCCACGUCUUGUACAUUUAUGGAUCGCAAAGUGUACAAUACUGAAAACCAUGGCUGUCUUUCUAUUAUUAACGUUCAUUGCUGUUGUUACACAAGGAAAGUCAGCAAGUAUUUCUCCAGCUGUCGACUAUCAUCUACCAGAUUGGGAAGACACCGGUAGUAUGAAUUAUGCACGAGCAUCGCACACAUCGACGUUAUUAGUUAGUGGGAAAGUAUUAGUUACUGGUGGAGUCAGUAAUAAUACUAAAUAUCAUGAUACUGCUGAAUUGUAUGAUAUUAAAAGUCAAACGUGGACAUUGACUGGCAAAAUGAAUCAUCCACGAGUACUACAUACAGCAACUAUUCUAGAAGAUGGAUCGGUCUUAGUGGUUGGCGGAUCUUAUCUAAAGGCUGGCUUAAGUUCUGCUGAGCUGUACAAUAUAACAACAGGAACUUGGACAAUGACUGGUAAGACAAGUUCUCCACGAUUUGGUCAUACGGCGUCUUUACUAUCAAAUGGAAAAGUGCUAAUUAUUGGUGGUUCUAAUGGAACUCGUUUUUUGAAGAGUGCUGAACUAUAUGAUCCAUUAACAAGAGUUUGGACAACUACGAGUAGUAUGAGAAUAUCACGAUUUGAUUUCACAGCAUCGGUGUUAACAACCGGAAAAGUACUGAUUGCUGGUGGAGUAACAGACGAGGAUGCAUCAGGUGGUAAUGAAUUGUAUGAUCCGACGACAGGAGACUGGACACCUGUUAGUAACAUGAAUAUGCAACGAUUUGGUCAUACAGCAUCUGUGCUAAGAAAUGGGAAAGUGUUAGUUGCUGGUGGAUUUAACAUUGAUUUUACAAAUACUGCCGAAUUAUACGAUCCAUCAACGGAUGUUUGGACAAACACAGGUUUGUUGCAUCAAGCGCAAGCUUUCCAUACAGCAUCUACGUUCAAAAACGGAACGAUACUAGUCACGGGAGGAUAUGGUUCUUCUGGUCACUUCUCAAAAUAUUCGGAAGUGUAUAAUUCACUAACGGGAAGCUGGAUGAUUACGGAUAGUGUCGACCAUCCACGAUAUGAGCAUAGUACAACCGUCCUGCCGAGUGGAAAGGUGCUGAUGUCCGGAGGAAUCGAUAGCAAUUCUAUUUAUCUAAAUAGUGCUGAGUUGUUAUAA
Molecule: messenger RNA, 2751 nt
Organism: Adineta ricciae
Lineage: Eukaryota; Metazoa; Rotifera; Eurotatoria; Adinetida; Adinetidae
Source: the annotation of a GenBank genome assembly